AUGUCAGUCUACUCGCAUGACGAGGAACAUGACCCUCAAGCAGACGAGCUCCGCGAGACAGCGCUGGUCACGCUUGAGGCCUUGAUUAGCUCGUGCAACCAGCAAAUGCAGCCAUACCUGGCCAACACGACCCAAGCUGCCCUCCGAUUCCUCAAAUACGACCCCAAUGUCGCUGAAAACGAAGACGAUGAAGAAAUGGGUGGGACCCAGGACGACGGGAGCGACGACGAUGCCACCGAGGAGCCUGAUAUGAGCGACGAUGAAUUUGAAGAUUUUGAAGAGGAGGAUGGAUACAGCGACAUUGAUGAUAUGAGUUGGAAGGUCCGCCGUUGUGCUGCCAAGCUUCUUUACUCCCUGAUCUCCACCUAUGGCCACAGUCGUGCCCUGGAUGACGCCGCCUUAUACCAGAAGAUUUCGCCCGCCUUGAUCUCUCGGAUCAGUAAAGAACGGGAGGAGAGUGUGAAGCUGGAGGUUGUGUCAACUCUCACUGCUCUCGUCCGCAAGACCAGUGAGGGCAGUGUGAUCGUCACCUCGAACGGAUUUCUAGAGGCUGUCGGAGGAUCCAAAAACUCCCGCAAGCGCCGUCGUCAGGAUAGCGAUGCCAGUAUGGUCGACUUCGAACCCAGCGUUGGCACAUCCUCUGCAAUCGACUCGCCUUUUGCUCCAUCUUCGCCCAAAUCUGGCCCCCAGGCUGACCUGGCUCGAUCCGUGCCUUUGAUUGUCCAGAGUCUGGUGAAGGUGUGGAAGCAAGCCUCCAUGCCCCUCCGCCAGGCCGUCAUUGUUCUUUUGAAAAGCCUCUCCCUGGUUCGAUACGGCGGACUGGCCGACCACUUGCAACAAAUCGAGGAUCUCAUCGCGGAUGCGCUCAAGACAUCUUCUCUGUCGGGGAGCUCGACUACCCAUGCCGGCGCCGCUGUCAGUGCAGGCACCUUGCAGAUUGAAACCCUGGGCCUUGUCUCGGCCAUUGCCGAAACGCACAUGUCCGACGCUCUCCUUCCUUUCCUCAUAGCUCUGGUCCCCGGUGUGGUGGCAGCCGUCAAUGAACGGAACUACAAGGUCAGCAGCGAGGCACUUGGUGCAGUCGAGCAAAUAGUCAAAGCUCUUACACCUCCUCGCGUGUCUGCCAAUGCUUCUGAUGUGUCUAUGCAGCUAGUGAAACUCUACGACGUCAUCCUGGCUCGCAUUACUGACACCAGUGCCGACUUGGAAGUUCGACAGCGCGCUAUCCAUGUCUUUGGUGUGCUUCUAGCGCGUACGUCUGGUGAUAGAGGCGUUGACUACCUCUCUGGAGACCACCGUUCCAGAGGUCUUGCCGUGUUGGUAGACCGCGCGAAGAAUGAAACUACUCGUCUGGCAGCUGUUCGAGCAAUCGACGACGUGCUUGUCUUGGCUAGUCGCGACGAGGAUAUCGAGGCCAACUGGGUCAACGAUGUGACCCAUGAGCUUGGCUCUAACCUCAGAAAGUCCGAUCGCGCACUGCGGGGCUCAUGUCUCGAGGCUCUUCGAAGUUUGGCUAUGAACCCCUACACCCGAACUCACCUCACUCCUCAAACAAUGACAUCUCUUGAGACCGCCCUCUUGCCUUUGCUCUCGGCACCUGAUUUCCAUCUCCUCACCCCGACAUUAAUUAUCAUCGCCAAACUUGUGCCUGCCGAUUCCAAGUCUCUUGUGAACGAGGCUUUGAUUGUCGCCAUUUGCUCUAUCGUGAAGCAGCCGCUCAUCGGCACUGUUCUGAAAGCUCUUCUUCUCCUUGUUAAGGUCAUUGGAGAGCAAGGUGCGGGCGCACAGCUGAUGCAAAAUCUCCUACAAAAUGUCGGCAUUACGGGUGAUUCUUCCGUCGUAGGAAGGGCAAUUGGUACACUGUUGGUGCACGGCGGGUCUAACCUGGGUGUUACAAUGGAUGAUUUCUCCACCGAGCUUCGCACCGCGGAGGACGAUAGUCGCAAAUGUCUUGCUCUUGCUAUUCUGGGCGAAAUCGGUCUACGCAUGGGUGCCGAAUGCUCCCUUACCCCCGAUCUUUUCAUCGCUCAUUUUGGGUCUUCUUCCGACCAUGUCCGCUUGGCUGCCGCGACAGCGCUCGGAAAUGCCGCGGCCGGCAGUGUCAAGGCAUACAUUCCAAUAAUCCUCAACGGGCUCGACAAAUCCAACGGCCAAAGUUACCUCCUCCUGCAUUCCGUGCGGGAGCUGCUGCAGCACCCCGAAGUUGUUCGUCCCGAUCUUGCUCCAUCCGCACUCAAGCUAUGGCAAGCACUUCUCGUCGUCUCGGAAGAAGAAGAUAACCGUGCCGUUGGCGCCGAGUGCGUUGGCCGACUUGCUCUGAUUGACCCAGCGUCGUACAUCUUCCAUUUCCAGGAGUACAUGAAUAACACCAACCCUGUCAUCCGGGGCGUCGUCAUCUCCGCCUUCCGCUACACGCUUGCCGACUCUAGCACCGCCUACAAUAAUGUGCUGCGCCCGGUCAUAGUACCCCUCCUCACCAGUAUGCUCGGCGAGAAGGAUCUGGGCAACCACCGCCUCGCGUUGACCACACUCAAUUCUGCGAUCCAUAACAAGAUGUCACUGUUGCUACCCCACCUGGGCGAGUUGCUUCCAGCGGUCUUUGGUGAUACCCAGAUCAAGCCGGAGCUCAUUCGCGAGGUGCAGAUGGGACCAUUCAAGCACAAGGUCGACGAUGGUCUCGAUCUACGAAAGAGCGCCUAUGAAACCCUCUACGCAUCAUUGGACACCUCUUUCGCGCGGACCCACAUGGCAGAGCUGUUCGACCGGGUCAUUGCCGGAGUGGAGGAUGAGCAGGAUAUCCGGGCGAUUAGCAACUUGAUGACAGUUCGACUCAUUAAGAUUGCACCGGAGGAGACGCAACGCCGACUAGACGCAUUAUCGGAGCGAUACACGACCGUGCUCUCCUUCAAGCCGAAGGACAACGCUGUCAAGCAGGAGCUGGAGAAGGCGCAAGAGGCGUCUUUGGGAAUCCUCAAGAUCACCAAGGAGCUUAGCAAGGCGUUCCCGGGUGCCGAGGCAUCGAGCGAGCUUCACAAGUGGAGGGGAUAUCUGGAGUGGGUUCGUAAAACCUUUGGGUCGCAGUACCAGACGCUGGAGACGGAAUUUUGA
Penicillium manginii is the source of this 3108-nucleotide messenger RNA. It is a transcript of the gene canA, whose product is annotated as putative cullin binding protein CanA. The record is from RefSeq and is a predicted model, not a curated record. The coding region runs from base 1 to 3108 and encodes 1035 amino acids. The transcript is spliced from 2 exons. NCBI's taxonomy places the organism in Eukaryota, Fungi, Ascomycota, Eurotiomycetes, Eurotiales, Aspergillaceae. Gene Ontology annotation, cellular component: nucleus. Gene Ontology annotation, biological process: protein ubiquitination; SCF complex assembly.